CCCAUUAGUCAUAACUGCAAUGCAAUUUACACGUACGUAAGGAACCUGCAUUUGUCCCUCACUGCCUUCAAUUCUCCCUGUCUUUACAUAUAUUUAUAUGUAUAAACCAUACAUGUCAGAAAGAUAGAAUUUUGGAGAUGGAAAGGCCACCGGAGUUGGGAGGAGGAUGGGGAAAGAGGGUGGUGGUGAUAGGCGGAGGAGUAGCCGGCUCCUUCAUUGCCAAGUCUCUUCAGUUCCAUGGAGAUCUCACCCUCAUUGAUCCGAAGGAAUAUUUUGAGAUACCAUAUGCUAGCUUAAGAGGAAUGAUGGAGCCUUCAUUUGUAGAGAGAACUCUAAUCCACCACAAAGACUACCUCACCAAUGGUCGUCUGGUUGUGUCUAAAGCUGUUAACAUCACCAACUCUGAAGUCUUGACUGAAGAGGGUCGUUCGUUAUGCUACGAUUAUCUAGUUCUUGCCACUGGCCACAUUGAUUCUGCUCCAAAAACUAGAAAGGAGAGACUAGCAGAGUAUCAAGCAGAAAAUGAGAAGAUAAAAGAUGCCAAUUCCAUUUUGAUUGUUGGUGGUGGCCCUACUGGGGUUGAGCUAGCUGCAGAAAUCGCCGUUGAUUUUCCUGAUAAAAAGGUGACUUUGGUGCAUAGAGGUCCCAGAUUACUCGAGUUUAUUGGACCGAAAGCUGCUGACAAGACUUUAGACUGGUUGAGAUCGAAGAAUGUUGAGGUGAAGUUGAUGCAAUCGGUUGAAGUGAGCGUUAACUCGGGUCGAAGGGAUACUUAUAUUACUUCAUCUGGAGAAACUAUCAAAGCAGAUUGCAUCUUUCAGUGUAUGGGAAAACCGAUGGGAUCAGAUUGGUUAAAGGGAACUCUGAUGAAAGAUAGCAUGGAUAAUCUCGGAAGGUUGAAGGUUGAUGAGAAUCUUAGGGUCAAGGGGCACAAAAACAUCUUUGCCAUUGGAGACAUCACUGAUAUUAAGGAAAUAAAGCAAGGGUAUUUUGCUCAGAAACACGCUAAAAUUGCUGCAAAUAACUUGAAGUUAUUAAUGAAUGGAGGAAACGAAAGGAAGCUUGCAGCCUACAAGCCUCAUUCGCCCGUGGCCAUUGUUUCGCUGGGGAGGCACGAUGCAGUGGCUCAAUUUCCCUACACAACAGUCAUCGGGCUCAUUCCUGGAUUGAUCAAAUCCAAAGAUUUAUUUGUAAGCAAAACCCGGAAGAAAAUAGGCCUUGACCCUCGUGCUCUUCAUUCCUAGGAUGAAUGAAGAAGUACAAAGUCAAUUUCUGCUGGAGUUUUGCCUUUGUAUUGCUUAUUUUAUGUGUUAGUGGACCAAUGUUCAUUUAUUGUGUAUAACACGCAAUGUAUGAGCUGUAAUAUAUGAAUUUAAUACAUUUUCCCCCAUUGAUUGCCA
Ipomoea triloba (trilobed morning glory) is the source of this 1400-nucleotide messenger RNA. Its product is annotated as apoptosis-inducing factor homolog B-like. Gene Ontology annotation, cellular component: cytoplasm. The record is from RefSeq and is a predicted model, not a curated record. The transcript is spliced from 4 exons. The coding region runs from base 138 to 1244 and encodes 368 amino acids. Gene Ontology annotation, molecular function: flavin adenine dinucleotide binding; electron-transferring-flavoprotein dehydrogenase activity. NCBI's taxonomy places the organism in Eukaryota, Viridiplantae, Streptophyta, Magnoliopsida, Solanales, Convolvulaceae.